Molecule: messenger RNA, 3411 nt
Organism: Fraxinus pennsylvanica
Lineage: Eukaryota; Viridiplantae; Streptophyta; Magnoliopsida; Lamiales; Oleaceae
Source: the annotation of a GenBank genome assembly
AUGGAUCGAAAAAGUUGGCCCUGGAAGAAGAAAUCUUCAUCUAAUAAGGCAGUGGCUGAAAAUGCGGCAGUUGUUGAGUCGGAGUCUUCUACAGCCCCUUCAGAUGCAGGGACAACUCAGACUGAUCAGGCUAAACAGGAUAGCAAUAAAAAACCAAAGUACGUUCAAAUUUCAAUGGAGUCGUAUACGCAUCUAUCUGGGUUGGAAGAAGAAGUGAAGUCCUACCAAGAAAAAAUGAAAAAUCUGGAAGAGGAAGUAAUGGUCUUGAAUGAAAAACUGUCGGCAGCCCAUUCAGAAAUGACUAAUAAAGAAAACCUAGUGAAACAACAUUCCAAAGUUGCUGAAGAAGCUGUCUCAGGUUGGGAAAAGGCUGAGGCAGAAGCUUUAGCUUUGAAAAAUCAUUUGGAAUCUGUCACGCUGUUAAAGCUCACUGCAGAAGACCGGGCAUCACAUUUGGAUGAUGGUCUCAAGGAGUGCAUGAGGCAGAUACGAAGUUUGAAGGAAGAACAUGAAGAAAAGUUACAUGAGGUUGUCCUUAAUAAAACAAAACAAUUUGACAAGAUGAAGCUCCACCUUGAAGCAAAUAUAGCUAAUUUAGAGCAAGAAUUACUCAGGUCUGCUGCUGAAAAUGCCGCACUCUCAAGGUCUUUGCAAGAGCGCUCUAACAUGUUGAUCAAGCUGAGUGAAGAAAAAUCACAAGCUGAGGCAGAGGUAGAACUUCUGAAGAGCAAUAUUGAAUCCUCUGACAGGGAAAUAAAUUCACUCGAAUAUGAACUUCAUAUUGCUUCGAAAGAGCUUGAAAUUCGUAAUGAGGAGAAGAAUAUGAGUGUUCGAUCUGCUGAAGUAGUCAACAAGCAGCACCUGGAAGGAGUAAAAAAGAUUGCUAAACUUGAAGCGGAGUGUCAGAGGUUACGCGGUCUUGUUAGGAAAAAGUUGCCUGGUCCUGCUGCAUUGGCCCAAAUGAAACUUGAAGUUGAAACUUUGGGGAGGGAAUAUGGAGACACACGUUUGAGAAGGUCUCCGUUAAAGCCUCCUAUUUCACACUUGAGCCAACUUCCUGAAUUUUCCCUUGAUAGUAUACACAAGUACCAGAAAGAAAAUGAGUUACUUACUGAUCGUCUAUUGGCAAUGGAAGAAGAAACUAAGAUGUUGAAAGAAGCAUUGGCAAAUCGCAACAGUGAACUCCUAGCCUCCAGGAGUAUAUGUUUUGAUACGCCCCAUAAGCUUCAGGAUCUAGAAGUACAACUGCAUGCCAAUGGUAAACAUAAAAGUCCUGCAAAAUCUAAUGCUCAUGUCCCUAUUGAAGGUUCAUAUAUUCAAAAUGCAAGUAAUCCAUCAGGCUUGACCUCCAUGUCUGAAGGUGGAAAUGAUGAUGAUGCAAGUGUUGCUGGAUCAUGCGCUACAGUGUUGAUGUCUGAGCACUCUUACUUCAAGAAGGAUAAUAAUGUUGAUAGUCCACUCAAGUCUGAAAGUGCACAUCACCUGGACCUUAUGGACGAUUUUCUGGAGAUGGAGAAAAUAGCAUAUUUAUCAAAUGAUUUAAAUGCAGCAGUUUCUUGUUCAGACUUGUCGGGUAAUACACGAAAUGCAAUUGCAAACUAUGACACUUCGAUAGAAGCCACAGCCAUCACGGAUGUGCAAUCUAAGGAUCAUCUUGAAUCAGAAACACCAGUUUUUCCUAAUGAAGUGAUAGCACUGAUUCCUCAGGUGCAUGUUAAUCCGCUCACCUUUUUGAAGUUUCAAUCAAGAAUUUCUAUGGUUCUAGAUUUGAUGUCCAAAGAGAAGAACAUGGAAGUGGUUUUGGAGGAUAUUAAACGGGUUGUAGAGGAUAUGCAUGAUACUCUACAUCCCAAAUCAUCAAAUCGUGUUGCUGAGGCAGCGCAGUGUUUGGACACUGCAUGUGACCAGAAGACUGUUGCUGAGGUGACUGAAGAAGAGGAUAUGUCUUCUUCUGGAGAUAGUAAAACGAACACCGAGAUUCUUCACACCAUUAACCAAGAAUUAGUAGUAGCCAUUUCUCAGAUUUAUGACUUUGUAAUGAUUCUAGGUAAAGAGGCUAAGGCCAUCCAGGUAACAGCUCAUGAUGGAGGACUGAAUGAAAAAAUGGAUCUAUUCUCUGCCAAAUACAAUGAGAUUAUUAACUGUAGAACAAACCUCCCUGAUUUCGUUCUUGAGCUCUCUCUCGUAUUAAGCAAAGCACGUGAGCUCCACUUCAAUGUCCUGGGAUAUAAAAAUUCCGAAGUGGAAACUGGUAGUUCUGAUUGUAUAGACAAGAUUGCUUUACCAGAGAAUAAGGGCAUCGACUCGUCAACUGAGAGAUAUUCAAACAGUUGCACCCAAUUUUCUGAUUCCACUUCUGACCCUGACAUUCCACAUGAUGGGAAUCUUGUUCCAACAUCUGAAUUGACUGCCACAUCAUGGAAAUGCUCAUUGGAGGAGUUGGAACAAUUGAAAUUGGAGAAGGAUAAUAUGGAAAUUGACCUGGUUAGAUGUACUGAAAACCUGGAAAGUACCAAGUCGCUAUUACUGGAAACAGAACAACAUGUUUCAGAGGUUAUGUCACAAUUAACAUCAUCUCAAAAGUCAAACAGCUUGGCCGAGACACAGCUCAAGUGCAUGGCAGAGUCUUACAGAUCACUUGAAGCACGGGCAGAGGAGUUACAAACUGAAGUAAACUUCCUCCAUGGGAAAAUAGAAACUCAGGAUAAUGAGCUGCUAGAGGAGAGAAGAAAUUAUCAAGAUGCGCUGGCCAGAUGCAAAGAUCUUCAAGAACACCUGCAAAGGAUUGAGAGUUAUUCAGCAGCUGAUAAUGAUGCCAAGACCAACCAGGAGGAGUUGGCGGCUGCAGCAGAGAAGUUAGAAGAGUGUCAACAGACCAUAUUGCUUCUCGGCAAGCAGUUGAAAGCUUUACGCCCCCAGGGAGAGGCUACAGGUUCCCCACCCGGGAGGAGUCAGAAAGGCAUACGCUUCACUGAAGAACCGACUAUAAGAAGCAUGACUUUACAAGAUAUCGAUUCGAACGGGAAGGACAAUUCCAAUUCUAUCAAUUUGCAGAGAGCAGGCUCGAAUUCUUCCCAGGAUUCAUACAAUUCCCCAUUUAAACGUUCUGAUUCUGAAGUCAACAAUCUAUUGAGAUCACCUGUCAGUUCAAAUCAUCCAAAACACCAGCCUACUCAGUCGGUAUCUUCUUCCUUGUCGUCUACUCCCGCACCAGAGAAACAUUCCCGUGGCUUUAGCAGAUUUUUUUCCUCCAAAGGAAAAAAUGGGAGAGGAUUUCAAAGUGGUUUUCCAAUAUGGCUAACAUUUGAAGGAUGUAUUUUGAUUGAGAGUGAAUCAGCCAGCAGCAGAUGUGGAAAUUUGUCGCCUACCAGGCCUUUAAGCAUGGUCGUUCCACAGUUCUACAAUGAAUAA